Molecule: messenger RNA, 1091 nt
Organism: Lactuca virosa
Lineage: Eukaryota; Viridiplantae; Streptophyta; Magnoliopsida; Asterales; Asteraceae
Source: the annotation of a GenBank genome assembly
AUGCCUUCAAUCGACGGAUACACACAUGUCUCUGGCAGUUCAGCACCUCUCUCUCCGGUUCACCAACGCGCUCCACCCCCUCCUGUUGAAUCACCUAGGGGCUUUGGAAUAACAGUGCUAGUCAUACAAUGGGUGAUUACACUGGACACACUAAGGCAAAUGGUAGAAAUGCACGAAAUGUUUUCAGGAAAAAUAUUUGAAUGGUACCAUGAGCUCGGCCAACAUACUUUUGGUGAUUCUGAACCUCCAAAGAUGUUUGACAGAACAGCUAAUCUAUCAAACAAUCAGAUAAUCAACUACAGAUGUGAUCCAUUUAAGAAAUGGCUGGUCUCUAAUCCUGGACAAGUUACUUCAAAGCUUCAUGUCACUGAACCAGGAAAACCCUCAUUCACUUGAAGCAAGCAGACUUUUUCUUUCCUCCCCACUUUCAAGAUGAUUUUCCAGUUGCCAUGUUUAAAAUGAAGGGUAUGGUGGUCAACCCAAACAGACAAUAAGCUAUAUGGCAGAGCACGUGGUUGGCCAAGAUUCAUUUGGAAUUAUGUUUCAGGCCAAAUGCUUAAAAACUGGAGAAGUUGUUACAGUUAAAAAAGUAAUUAAAUAUAAACGAUACAAGAAUCAUUUAUAUUGUUGGUUAGCACUAAAACCUCUUGAUGGAUAUGAUUAUGGAAGUAUUUGUUCUAAUUUAUGUCUUUUGAUAAUGUCUUUUGGCCCUCCACAUCCAUCCGAGCAGCUUAUCUAAGUAAGACUGGAAAAUACUAGUUUGCUUGAAAUUUUUGAAAUUGUAAUAUAAUCAUUUCAAUAUGGUCUCAAAAUGUGUCUUAUUUUCAAGAUAAUGGAUUUUGGUGAAGGUGGCUGAUCGCGGAAGCCUGUAACUUUUGUGGCGAGUUUAUAUCUCUUGAUUUCCGUACAUAACGAUAUUGCAUAAAUGUAUAAAUAUAUCUUAUAAUGAUGGCAGGCGAAGAGAUGUUGAUGAAAUGCUUGAGUUUUGUGAGGACCAAUAAAAUUUGUUUCCAUAAGGGAAUUUCUUGUUAGCAUUAAUUUGUUACCCAAUGAAUAUAUUAAGUUAAAUAUAAACAAAAAUUAUAGUAGUG